AUGGACCCUACGUCGACUCAGUUCCAAUCGCCGCCCGGCCUGCUGGUUCAUGGACUGCCAAGCGGCCCUGCGCCGAACCCUCAGCCGGACCACCAGAACCCCCAUCUUGCCCUUCACCACAAUAUCUCCGUCUCCGGCCCUCCGCCGCAUCACUUCUCCCUGCCGACCCUGCCGUCCCAUGGCGAAAUAAGCCUCGGCGUGCUCGACGCCGCCAACCCUUCCGUCUUUCACCAGCACGCCCACCCGCAUUCGCAUACUCAUUCCCUGCCCGAGCUUCCCCAUCUCCCGCCCAACCCAACCGUCCCAAUCCUUCGUCCAACGCCUCAUCCGCAUUCGCUGGAAGCGCCGCCCUCGGUCACUGCUAAUCCACCCCCUCCGCCGCCGCCGCCGCAUUCGGCCCCUCCAAGUCAUGGCCCCCCCGGGAAUCGGCCGCCGUCGUUUGGUAUUACCCCGCCGGCACCUCUGCCGCCGACGAUUACCCAGCUUCAACAGGAUGACGAGUUCAAUAGCUCAGCUUCGAGCGGGACGCCGCUUGUAGUCGAGCCGGCAGAAAGCAGGCCACAUGGCCAGUUGGUGAAUAAGAUAGUCGUCGAUCCGCCAGAUCUAGAAGCCUGGCGUAACAAGUUCUUCAACGUCGAUGAAAUGAUACUCUUGACCAACGACGAGUUCGAAACCUACUUUCCCCAUAUCGAUAAUGUAUACUCGCAUCGCUCCACGCAAAAGUACAAGCGUAAACCGUUCGUGUCGCACUACUGGGAUUGCCGUAUGAAGGGCCGGCCUCCGGGCACGCCCAAAUCCAACGAUCCACUCAAGAAGAAACGGAAGCGGAGUGCACGGGAGAGAGACUUGUGCGACGUCAAGAUCAAAAUUACGGAAUACUUUCCUGGCGCUACUCUGCAGCUUGACGAUGGCGUCGGCUCAUACUCCACUCCUCAGCAGUUCUUUGAUUCCAACGGCAUGCCAAUCCAGCCGGGGGCGAAUGGGGAGAAGUUUUGGACAAUUCAGCGUGUAAACGGCAAUGGAGGGAAUGGAAAGGGAGAUGGUGUUGCUGGUCCUCAUAAACACACCCUGGAGAAAAGUGACGAGAUCAAAAAGUCCACGGUACAGAGGUACAUCAAUGCGCAGAAGAAGGAGUCCAAGAAGACCGUAAAACCCGCCCAGAAAAGGGCUUCGGGAGCUGCUUUGGUCACAGCACGGAAACAUGCCAAAGACCAUGAGCUGAAGCUCUAUGCCGCAUGCUUUUGUCCGUUUUCCCAGCGAGUAUGGAUCGCUUUGGAAGUAAAGCAGAUGCAAUACCAAUACUGUGAAACCGAUCCGUACAAGCGGACUACACAGCUUCUCGAGGCCAAUCCCCGCGGCACAGUCCCUGCCAUCCGAGAAGGUGAUUGGGCGUGCGGGGAGAGCUCCAUCAUCCUUGAAUAUCUGGAGGAUCAUGAUAAGAGGGUUCCUCUGUUCCCUACGGACCCACGACUCAAAGCUAACUGUAGAUUAUGGAUUGAUCAUAUCAACUCUACAAUUGUGUUAUCUUAUCUUGCACUGCUGAAAGCAACAGAUCCGUCACAGCAGAGUGAACAUCAAACUCGAUUAUCAAACGAGAUCUUGGAGCUUGUACAGGCUGCUGACGAGAGAGGUCCCUACUUUCUAGGUGCAGACCUGUGCCUUGUUGACAUUCACUUUGCGCCAUUCGUUCUGCGGCUUUCUCGAAUUCUUGCUGACCUUCGCGGCUGGCGUCAACCAGCUGCUAAUACGCGCUGGGAACAAUGGGUUCAAGCCAUUGAGAGCAACUCGCACAUACAAGCCACCACUAGCAACAAUGAUCUGUAUCUUGAAACAGCUGAUCUCUCAGUGACUGGUCAACAGCACAGUCAUCUUUUGUAG
This is a messenger RNA of Pestalotiopsis fici W106-1, 1878 nucleotides long. RefSeq lists its product as uncharacterized. Gene Ontology annotation, cellular component: cytoplasm. The transcript is spliced from 4 exons. The record is from RefSeq and is a predicted model, not a curated record. Lineage: Eukaryota; Fungi; Ascomycota; Sordariomycetes; Amphisphaeriales; Sporocadaceae. The coding region runs from base 1 to 1878 and encodes 625 amino acids.